AAGAAUCAAAAUGAGCGGAUCAACUCAGAAAAAAUCGCAAUCUGCAGACAACGCAGAUGAAAUUGAUGUUCUGCUGAACGACUUCAGUCGGAAUUUGAGCGGUGUAUCAGGCGUAGUGUUCUACGGAAUGGCCCUAAUUGUAGCUGUGAUUCCUCUGUGGCUAUAUUGGCGAAUCCACAUGAUGGAUCCCGUGAAUAGUUACCUUCCAUGGACUGCUGUGUCUCUUGUCAGCGCUUUCCUUAUUGCAAAGGCGUAUACGAACACCAAGUUUGUGAUCAAGCACAAGGUUGCGCAAAAAAUAGAGCGAGAAGUGACCAAAGAAGUGAACAAACUAGUCGAUGAAAACAAGUCGGGGGCUGGUGCUUUCACAAAAAAACAACGGGAGAACUUGCUGCACUGGAAAAAGAAUGAGAUCUGUGAGGCUCAGGCAGUCAGUUUUUCCCUGUUCUUCAACAACAUCAUCUACUUGACAUUGGUACUGGUGUUUUCAUUCUUCGUGCUUAAGAACAUGGCUCCAUUGUACAAUCUUGUGGGUACUACUCUAGCUUCGUCAUCUCUCCUCUUUCUUCUCUCCACUAGCAGCAGUAAGUGAGAAUGGAUGAUCAGGAGCGUAUAACAACAAAGAGCGGAAAGAAAAAAGGUCUAAUCCUAGUUUCUUAAUAUCAAAGUUUAAAAUAUAAGCUCUCAAUCUUAAAUGUCUGAAAUUGUCUUCAAAAUCAUUUUUUAAAAUAUCAUCGACCGAGAAGUAACAUUUAAACUUUGAAAUUGUUAAAAAGCCUAACGUGCAGUUUAAUUCGUGGCUUUUUAAGUUUUAAAAUAUUUAAGUAUUGUAAUACAACAGUUGACGAUUUGUGUACAAUGUUAAACUUGUGUAAAUUAAAUCGGGUGCUGUUUGUAUGGUGUCAAACGGGGAAGCAAAACAUAAAUUGCUCCAUCAAAUUUGUGUAUUGAGUCUCAUCAGGAAUAGUAACGUCGUAGUUAUAUAAUACAAUCUUACUCUUUGAAAGGUGGUGAUGGAUAGUUUUACUAUACUUAAUUAAUAUAUUGAUUAUAUGUUUGUGGGGUGCAUAUCAGGUGAACUUGUAUAUUGUUGACUGUU
Symsagittifera roscoffensis is the source of this 1099-nucleotide messenger RNA. RefSeq names its product translocon-associated protein subunit gamma-like. Lineage: Eukaryota; Metazoa; Xenacoelomorpha; Acoela; Convolutidae. The transcript is spliced from 2 exons. Gene Ontology annotation, biological process: SRP-dependent cotranslational protein targeting to membrane. The record is from RefSeq and is a predicted model, not a curated record. Bases 11 to 592 code for a protein of 193 amino acids. Gene Ontology annotation, cellular component: membrane; endoplasmic reticulum.